AUGACGUCCAGUUCCACCCGCACCCCCUCCACCGUGGUCUCUUCGCCCUCGGCUUCCUCGCCGCUCUCCCUCGCCUCCUCUGGUCGCUCUCUCCUCGCGCGCCUCAGAUCGCCCCUCCAAAGCAAAACGCGCCAUUUUGCUGACUUCUAUAUCCUCCCCGACGAUCCCCAUCGACAGUAUGCGCCCGGCGAUGUCAUCAGCGGAAGUGUGAUUCUCAAGGUUGUCAAACCUCUGAGGAUCACGCAUUUGGUGAUUAGUUUGCACGGGUAUGCGCAGGUAUUCAAGAAUCCCAAUGCGCCUGGGGACGCCUACCGAGCGUAUAGCUCAACGAUAGGGUCGGGCAAGGGAAGGAAAGGGGGAGGUUAUUUCGGGAACGGCUUUGCAUCGUUGUUCGAAGAUGAGGUGGUGUUGUGCGGGGAGGGGAGAUUGGCAGAAGGGGUCUAUCACUUUAAUUUUGAGUUGGAGUUCCCGUGCAAGGGGCUGCCGAGUAGUAUCGAUUUUGAGCGCGGCACGAUCUCUUACAUGUUGACGGCGACGCUGACACGGCCCACGACGAUGUCCCCGACCGCAUCUUGCGAUACGAAAGUCUAUCUGCAGGAAACCGUCGACAUAGCAUCCACACCAGAACCGAAGCCACAAGUUAUAAGUCUUGAACCGAUAUCGAAAAGAGCACGGGCGAAGAGCGCAGCUCGAAAAAGGACUAUAGUGCGGACACGCAGCUCGGCGUCGACUCAGCCAGGUACGAAAAGCGAAGCUGGGGACUCCUCACGGACAGCCAGGGCCUCGGAGUUCACCCUCGGAACUGAACAAGUCAAAGCGCCGCGGAGUCCGGCGCCCAGCGAUACCAGCUUCGAAAGCCAGAUGAGCAGUGGGAAUGCGUCGGGAACGGAUUACGGCAUAAGAUCCAUCAACACUACGGUUGGGGGUAGUGCUGCGGAGGUGGAUAGGCUUGCAUCUAAGGAUAGAACAAUUACGGCUGCCAUUAAGGUCGGGAAAGGCGGGUUCCUGCGAGGCGAUCAGAUACCGAUCAAGAUCUUGGUGCAACAUACGAAACAUGUGCGGAGUUUAAGAGGUAUAAUUGUCACACUCUACAGACAAGCUAGGGUGGAUAUGCAUCCCGCUCUCCCCGUUCUACCGAACAGCAAAGGCGAUAAGUUGAAAUCGGAGGACUACUAUCCCAAAUCGAGGACAGGGCUAGGAGGCCUGUCGCUAUCUUCAGCCGGCUCAAGCCAUCUCUUCCGGAAAGACCUAUCCCAGUCUUUUGCGCCACUCUUUGUAGAUCCCAGGACCCUUACCGCAGAAAUCAAAUGCGCAGUUCGCGUUCCCGAAGAGGCCUUCCCUACCAUAUCAAACGUUCCCGGCGCAAUGAUCAGCUUCAAGUACUUUGUCGAAGUUGUCGUAGACAUUCAGGGUAAACUCACCCGUCUAGACCGGCUUCUCCCCAACGCAGGUCUCGUCAAUGUCCCGUCCGCAGCUGGCCUUGGCACCGCCAGCGAAGACGGCACCGGAAGCAUGUUUUCCACAUGGGGGGGCACGUUCGUCGAUACGGAGGGGCUGAGGCGCGAAAAGGGGGUGAUACACAGUGUCUUUGAAGUUGUCAUUGGAACGAAAGAUAGUGAGCGGAACGGGAGAAGAAAACAGCCUGCUACUACGAACAACGCUCCGCAAGAAUCAGACGCCAAUAUAGAAGGGGAUGUCAAUGACCAGGCGGCCGUGCAUGAUGUAUCACUCCAGACUCAGGAAGACCCCUACGGUUAUCCGGAUUACCAGUGUGGAUAUGGAGACGAGUCCUACGGUGAUUAUGGCUACGGCGCAACGUACUCGGGCCUCACUUACCAUGACUCCACCCCCGCAUACUAUGGUCCACAAAACGGACACCACCCUCCUCCUCCGUUACCUCCGGUUGCCGCCCCCGCCGCCGCCGCAGAUGAAGAAGGUCUCUCAGAAAAAGAACGCAUCCGCCGAGCAGAAGCGCGUCUUCUUCCCUCCCAACCCCCAGAUCUAGCAGGUCCGUCCGCUCCAGCGGAGAGCUCUUCACAUCCACAUCUACAUGAACAUCCAAGACCUGCGGUAUUACUGCCGUCCGCACCGGUUUUACCAGAGGAUGGUGAUGAUAAUGCGAAUGCGUCGGGUAGACUUCCGCCGUUUCCUAGGGGAGGAGUGUCAUCGUCGAUGCGCAGGAGGGGAACGGGUGAGGAGGGAGUGAGUACGAGGAAUACAGGCGCCUGUUCUCUGGCCACGGUUACACCCGUGGCGACGACGCCGCAUCUGCCAUAUCCUCCGCGUGUAGCAGAGGAAGGUGUUGGUGCAGACAUGCCAACUCCUCUCCCUUCUCAGGAAGCAAAUCAUCCUAUACUGACCUCCCAGCCGCCAAACCCCUCGUCGUCAGCACCAGAAUACUUCCCAUCUGAGUCUUCUGUUGGGCCGCACGUAUACUCGCGCCCGACCGAUGAUAAACAAGAGCUUCAGAGGAGGCGGUUGCAGUUGGAGACGAGUGCGCCGCCCGACGAUGAUGAAGACGUUGGCGACUCGGCAGGGCCAUCAGCCCCAUCAGUCGAAGGAGUGAGGGAUUUGGCGAUCAGGCCUUGUGCACCGAACGCUCAACGUGAUGGGGAAGGUCCGAGAGCGGAAAGCCGGCAACACGGAGAGAGACACGAGGGAUCUAAUAGUGGAAAUCGUGAUUCCCAGGAAGAGGCGUUACCUGCAUAUCGGCGAUGA
Molecule: messenger RNA, 2718 nt
Organism: Westerdykella ornata
Lineage: Eukaryota; Fungi; Ascomycota; Dothideomycetes; Pleosporales; Sporormiaceae
Exons: 2
Coding region: 1-2718 (905 amino acids)
Biological process (GO): ubiquitin-dependent endocytosis
Cellular component (GO): cytosol; cytoplasm; plasma membrane
Molecular function (GO): protein-macromolecule adaptor activity; ubiquitin protein ligase binding
Source: RefSeq, a predicted model, not a curated record